CCCCCCCCGGCCCCCCCCCCCCCCCCGCAGCGGGGGAACCCGGUGCUGCGCUUCGUGCGCGCCGUCCCCUGGGAGUUCGGCGACGUCGUCCCCGACUACGUGCUGGGCCAGAGCACCUGCGCCCUCUUCCUGAGCCUGCGCUACCACAACCUGCACCCCAACUACAUCCACGAGCGCCUGCGGGGUCUGGGCCGGAGCUACGCCCUGCAGCUGCUGCUGCUGCAGGUCGACGUGAAGGACCCCCACCAGGCCCUGAAGGAGCUGGCCAAGAUGUGCGUCCUGGCCGACUGCACCCUCAUCCUGGCCUGGAGCCCCGAGGAGGCCGGGCGCUACCUGGAGACCUACAAGGCGUACGAGCAGAAGCCCCCCGACCUGCUGAGGGAGCGCGUGGAGCCCGGCUACAUGGCGAGGGUGAGGCUGUGCCACCCCCCCCUCCCGGCCCCGGGGUGUCCCCUGGGGGUCCCCAGCCAGGCUGCGGG
Messenger RNA from Oxyura jamaicensis (ruddy duck), 479 nucleotides. RefSeq names its product ERCC excision repair 1, endonuclease non-catalytic subunit (gene ERCC1). Gene Ontology annotation, biological process: nucleotide-excision repair; UV-damage excision repair; meiotic mismatch repair. The record is from RefSeq and is a predicted model, not a curated record. NCBI's taxonomy places the organism in Eukaryota, Metazoa, Chordata, Aves, Anseriformes, Anatidae. The annotation marks the transcript as partial. Gene Ontology annotation, molecular function: damaged DNA binding; single-stranded DNA binding. The transcript is spliced from 4 exons. Gene Ontology annotation, cellular component: ERCC4-ERCC1 complex; nucleus; nucleotide-excision repair factor 1 complex.